AUGUUUUCCUCCAACACUGAAGGACCACGUCGGGGACGAUCCUUUGACUCAAUUAACAAACAAUACGAGGAGAAACAGCUUAAAUAUGAGGUGACUAAAUCUACAUUUAACCAGACUGACGUGAACCAAGACGACACCCUGUCCUCCAACAGAGAGCACGCAGCGAUUGUCUUUUCUCUGAAGAAUGAAGUUGGUAACCUUGUGAAGGCACUGAAACCUUUCCAGGAAAACCACAUCAACCUUUUGCACAUUGAGUCCAGAAGGUCCGAGCGGAGAAGCUCUGAGCUGGAAGUGCUGAUCGACUGCCACAGUGAGCGAGAGACUCUGAAUGAAAUCAUACAGCUUCUGAGAAAACAAACCAACAUCAUAAAAAUGGACUCACCUGGCAUUCACACCCCUGAAAAUGAGAUACCAGAAGAGCCCUGGUUUCCCAAGAAGAUCUCAGAUCUUGACCAGUCUGCCAACCAUGUUCUGAUGUACGGCUCGGACCUGGAUGCUGAUCAUCCUGGAUUCAAAGACAACGUCUACCGUGAAAGGAGAAAGUACUUUGCUGACAUUGCAAUGAACUUCAAACAUGGAGAUCCAAUCCCGCGUGUGGAGUUCACAGAAGAAGAGGUGAGGACGUGGGGAGUGGUGUUCAAGGAGCUGAAUAAGCUCUACCCUACACACGCCUGUACGGAGUACCUGCGCAACAUGCCUCUGCUCUGCCAGCACUGUGGGUACAGAGAGGACAACAUCCCUCAGCUGGAGGACGUGUCCUCCUUCCUCAGGGAGCGGACAGGUUUCACCAUCCGGCCAGUCGCUGGCUAUCUGUCCCCACGAGAUUUCCUGGCAGGUUUGGCCUUCCGUGUUUUCCACUGCACUCAGUAUGUUCGUCACAGCUCCGACCCCCUGUACACACCUGAGCCGGACACAUGUCAUGAGCUGCUGGGUCAUGUGCCCUUGUUGGCAGAGCCCAGUUUUGCUCAGUUCUCGCAGGAGUUGGGUCUGGCUUCACUCGGUGCUUCUGAUGAUGCAGUGCAAAAACUGGCAACCUGCUACUUCUUCACGGUGGAGUUUGGUCUGUGUAAGCAGGACGGCCAGCUCAGAGCGUACGGAGCCGGUCUACUGUCGUCUAUCAGUGAACUUCAGCAUGCCCUUUCUGGCAAUGCCAAAAUCCUGCCAUUUGAACCCAAAAUGACGUGCAGACAGGAGUGUCUGAUUACCACCUUUCAGGAGGUCUACUUUAUGUCCGAGAGCUUUGAGGAGGCCAAAGUUAGAAUGAGGGAAUUCGCCAAGACAAUCAAGCGGUCAUUCACAGUGCGCUACAACCCAUACACACAGAGUGUGUGUGUUCUGAGGGACAUGCCCAGCAUCAACGACGUGGUCGAGGAGCUCCGACACGAGCUGGACAUCGUAGGGGAUGCACUUCAAAGACUUAACAAACACAUGGGUGUUUAACAUUAUCGAAUACUUUUGGCAUAAAGACUGCAGUCCUGGCAAGCUGCAGAGAUUAGUGUGCUCUUAUCUAAUUCGGUUUAUAGACGGUUUGAUAAAAAGAUAAUACAUUGAAUUACUAAAAAAAUAGAGAAAAACACUCAUUUCUGCAGUUUUGUAGAUCUGUAAUCAAACACGUGAGGGUGAACCCUUUACAAUACCUGGGUUCCUGCAUUCUGCAUAACUGGAAUACAGACAUUCUGCGUAUAUAAUAAAACACAAACAUCUGUACUUUUCAUAUUUUUAUUGAACAUGGUAAAUAAUCCAUUAAUCAAACAGCUCUCCUCAGCUAAUUCCACAAUACUACAAAUUGGGUUAAGAGUUACAUUCCAGAUUAUUCAUUUCAAACCACAGUUAUUUUUAAAAACACUCUGUUGUUAAUGUAUUAUACUGUACACAUCUGUAACUGCUGCCAAAGAGGCUUAUACAAAGCAUUCACUGUGUAUUCAGCAAUCAGACUGGUAAGUGUAAUGUCCUGUAAUAGAUUGGCACACUGUCCAGGGUGUAGUCCAGCCUUGCACCAAUAUUAGAUUUAUUUAUUCUUGAGUGGCAUUGAAAAGUCAUGACACUUACUAUAAAAAAGCUGUUGGUGAAAAAUAAAUUAUUAAACAAAUGCUUUAUUAUAAAUAUGUUUGGCACCAUUUAAGGGAGAGCUAUGCUGUAAAAGUAAAUAUAUAAAUUAUUGCAGAAUAUUACUGCAGAAUGGACAAGAAAGGCUAUUGAAUUUAUAUAGUUCAUGUUAACAUAAUAUUCAUUCAUACAGUGAGUAAAGUAGGGUGUAAAAUUGAUCAAAUGUCCAUAGUGUAGUGUUUAUUGCUUUUCAAAUAACAUGUGCAAAGCUGAAAUGUGUGCAAAAAAUAAAUGUGUCUAGUCUUAAAUGUGUAAGAUAAAAUCAUGUUCAAUUUAGUUGCAGAACAGUAGGAUGUUUAGCAGGUGUUUGACGGUUGUACUUAAAGCAUCAUACCAAACAUUAUCAUAAAAUAAAAGCACUUAUUAUUC
Trichomycterus rosablanca is the source of this 2475-nucleotide messenger RNA. It is a transcript of the gene tph1b, whose product is annotated as tryptophan hydroxylase 1b. Gene Ontology annotation, biological process: aromatic amino acid metabolic process; serotonin biosynthetic process. Gene Ontology annotation, cellular component: neuron projection. NCBI's taxonomy places the organism in Eukaryota, Metazoa, Chordata, Actinopteri, Siluriformes, Trichomycteridae. Bases 1 to 1440 code for a protein of 479 amino acids. The record is from RefSeq and is a predicted model, not a curated record. Gene Ontology annotation, molecular function: tryptophan 5-monooxygenase activity; iron ion binding. The transcript has 11 exons.